AUGAAGAGGAGACGACUGGAUGGUUUCCUCUUGGAGGUUUUAGUCCGUAUCGGACUUCUGCUUAUUUUCCUUGUGACGGAGCAGCUCCCUCCAUUUACGCGUCAGAUCCAGGCAGAGGAGAUGUGGCUCUAUAAGUUCCACCAUGUCGAGGCGGAUCAUGUCCCCACCUCUCUCAUGUUUACUAUCGCUUGUUUCACCCCUAUCCUUGUCAUCUUUGCUUUCACACUCAUGAAGAGGACACAACAUGGGGAUUUCAAAGAGGCCUGUCUUGCUGUGUCUCUGACCCUGGUGUUAAAUGGAGUUUUCACAAAUGUCAUCAAGCUGAUUGUUGGCAGGCCUCGACCAGACUUCUUCCACCGCUGUUUCCCCGACGGCCAUGAGAACCCAGAGCUGCGCUGCACUGGAGACCCAGACUCUGUCAUCGAGGGCAGAAAGAGUUUCCCCAGUGGACAUUCUUCAUUUGCUUUUGCAGGACUUGGGUUCACGGCUUUCUACAUCGCGGGAAAACUCCACUGCUUCAGCUCGGUGGGAAAAGGCCGAUCGUGGCGUCUCUGUGCGUUCCUCUGUCCGUUACUCGUGGCCACCGUGAUCGCUCUGUCCAGAACCUGUGACUACAAACACCACUGGCAAGAUGUGGUGGUCGGCUCGGUCCUGGGACUGGCCUUCGCGUGGCUCUGUUACCGGCAGCACUUCCCGGCCCUCCAGGACCCGGACUGCCACCGGCCCCUGAGCCACAGAGAGAAUGUUCCGUCUGCUCAGGAACGCAAGCUCACCGACUUCAGCUACACCCUGCCUCUGUAG
This is a messenger RNA of Knipowitschia caucasica, 801 nucleotides long. The record is from the annotation of a GenBank genome assembly. Lineage: Eukaryota; Metazoa; Chordata; Actinopteri; Gobiiformes; Gobiidae.